This is a messenger RNA of Annulohypoxylon maeteangense, 1112 nucleotides long. RefSeq lists its product as uncharacterized. Lineage: Eukaryota; Fungi; Ascomycota; Sordariomycetes; Xylariales; Hypoxylaceae. Bases 71 to 835 code for a protein of 254 amino acids. Gene Ontology annotation, biological process: nucleotide-excision repair; DNA replication; double-strand break repair via homologous recombination. The transcript is spliced from 2 exons. The record is from RefSeq and is a predicted model, not a curated record. Gene Ontology annotation, cellular component: site of double-strand break; DNA replication factor A complex; chromosome, telomeric region.
CUUUUUUAAGACACCACCAACCCAGCAGGCUUGCAAGCAUUGCUCUUUAACAGUCAACCACCAAAAUGCGAUGACAAGCGCAGAACCGCUUGUGUAUUAUCCCGCAUAUUGCUUCCAUCUAUCACCAACAAUAAACAAAUGGUGUCCUCUGCGCGCUAUCGACAUCCAUGGACUUGAAUGUCGACCUGGAUUUGAAGCCGACAAUGUUUUUUUCUCCCUUAACCACCCUAUUCGCUGGGUUCGAAUCGUUGGGGUCGUAGUUGCGAUAGACGAAUUCUAUGGCAACCGAAUCUAUACGAUUGAUGACAGCACCGGUGAAUGUAUCGAUUGCUCUAUCAAGAUCUCGAAGCCGGCCGAUGAUAAUCGCCAGAAUAGCGUAGGCUAUGGAACGAAUGCCGUAACCCCUGCUCCAGAUCCUCUUUUGGAUAUUGAUGUUGGCAUGGUCGUCGAGGCUAAGGGAAGCACGAUGAUAUUUAGAGAUCAAAAAAAGAUCAAGAUUCAGAAGCUACAGAGAGUCAGGUCGACAAAUCAAGAGGUCCAGUUUUGGAACAAGAUCCACGAAUUUCGAAACGAAGUUCUCAGCAGGCCUUGGGUGCUAGAGAGGAAAGAGGUACGCCGGUGUAAGAAACAGCACAUGGCCGAUGUGGAUGCCGAAGAGCGCAAGAAAAAGAAAAAGAGAGAGAAUGGGUACACUCUAGACAAGAGUGUCCAUAAUAACGAACUCGCGGUUAGGAAUGAACCUACAAAAAGCAAGCCUACGAAGCAAGAACCUCUGAGUAAGCCAGAAGUCAAGGAUGCCAACACCGGUGGCCAAUACGAUGCGUUGGGGUUAUAGAGGUAUACCACAUAACAUUGAGCUCUACUUGUUUUGUAGAUGGACAUGUUAUCUCUAAGCUCAUAGAAAAUGUUUCUGAUGACAGAGUGUUUGGAAAGGCUUGGCAAGUUGUUACAACUACCAUACCGCAGGUACUAGGUCUGGUAGCAAGGACUGUGAUACCCUCCUUCGAGAUUCUUUUCGCUUUUAUCAUAUCCAUAGAUACAUGUCAAUGUUGAAACAACCUUAUUAUGUAUCUUGACCAGACACUCCUUACUGUCAUCAGGAAGGUCUUAGC